UAAGAAUCACCGAAGUUUACAAUACAAUAUCAUUUACUUAUCAGCCCAAAUAUGAAUUACAUGGGUGAUUGCAUUGCUGGACAUAAAUGACUACUAGGUAGCAAGACACCAGAAAGAUGACUCGAUUGUCCCUCGGUUCCAAUCUGCUAGCUAUCGUAUGCUGUGUUGUGUCUGUUCUGUGUCAAGAUUAUAACCAUUUCGUAAAGGACGAGUCAUACGGGAGCAUUCAUGGAUGGGGGCACGAAGUCACCUUAUCAGGAUCCCCCGAGAGAACAAAUGCCAUGGGCUACUGGGUCGAUAACGAGGUGAUCUUACCAAAGGGAUCCCUGAGAAAGUUCAUCAUGCAGGUUCGGGCCGGACUGAAUGAGCCAUACUCAAUGGUACUUCAUCUGAUGAUGCCAGCUGUGGACAAUGGAUUCACCUUCACCGUCAUUUGGUCAAAGAACGUCACAUUACAACCUACAAUGUCAUCGCAGAGGGUUGAGAUUGAAAUCCCAGUAUCAGAACAGAUGCUUAUAGAAAGUGGCACCCGUUUUGGAGCAAGUCUAUCAAAAUCAUACGAUCCUUUAGAAGUCUGGUACAAAGAUUUGUAUUCGACUUACAAAGGGAGGUUCUUCGAUACCAGCGAUCCAUACGAAUUACAACUUGGAGAUUCUGUCACCUUCAACAGACUGCCAAGGUCAUUUUACAGCUCCAUGUGUGUGCAGAUUGAAACAACGAUCGAAGGCCCUGUUGGGCCACAAGGGCCAAUUGGACCCCCUGGUCCACAAGGUGACACUGGUUUAACAGACUUCAAUGAAUGUUCUUCUAAUAAUGGUGGAUGUUCCGAUGGAUGUCGUAAUCUAUUAGGAAGUUACGAAUGCUAUUGCAGUGCUGGAUACACUUUGGACACAGAUGGAAAGAAAUGUAAAAAUAUCGACGAGUGUGCAACAGAUAAUGGCGGUUGUGAUGGUUUGUGUACAGAUUUUGAUGGUGGCUAUAACUGUUCAUGCCCAGAGCCUGGCUAUCGACUCGGACUCAACAAACAUACCUGCAAAGAUAUUGAUGAAUGUCUUUCUGUCCAGUGCUCUGGAACAUGUAUCAACAGCCCGGGAACCUACACCUGUAUACGACUGAGACUUGUUUCUGCUCAAACUGAACCCGAUCCGACUGAACAAUCUGUCAUUUCAUCAACUCCGUCAACUACUAUUCUUGUAUGGAUGUCUGUGUUAACAGUGACGCUUGCAAUAUUAAUUGUACUCAGUUGUCGAGGCUUUAGGAAAGACUACUGCAAAAAGAGGAUCGAUUUUGAAAAUGAAUCAAAUGCGGUACCAGUUUUUCGAAGUUCUGCCAUUGAAAUCGGAAAUGACGUCACUACAACACUUCCGGAUGAAGCUGUCAGAAGAACAAAUCCGACUUAUUCAGCUUUUGGAGAUGAUACAAACGAAGACGAUUUGAAUUCUCAUCCAAAAACAUAUUCUAACACAUUUCAUUCGGAGAACAACAAUAUUGAUACGAUUUACUAAUAGCGAUGAAUUUAUAACUUAUGAAGUUAUAUGUUAACUUUUACCGGGGCUUAAUGUCAACGUAUUUUUGACAUGCACUUCCACCAAAUGAUAAAAGUAACAUAGUAUUAGAACAUAACGUUUUGCAUACGUUCAUGUUAUAAGAAAUUUUGUAAUUGCUUAAAGGUGCAACAAUUUUAUCCAUACAUUUUAAGAUAAUAGGUAUGUCAAAGAAGAUGU
Owenia fusiformis is the source of this 1724-nucleotide messenger RNA. The record is from the annotation of a GenBank genome assembly. NCBI's taxonomy places the organism in Eukaryota, Metazoa, Annelida, Polychaeta, Sabellida, Oweniidae.